Molecule: messenger RNA, 1110 nt
Organism: Botrytis sinoallii
Lineage: Eukaryota; Fungi; Ascomycota; Leotiomycetes; Helotiales; Sclerotiniaceae
Exons: 2
Coding region: 1-1110 (369 amino acids)
Biological process (GO): carbohydrate metabolic process
Source: RefSeq, a predicted model, not a curated record
AUGGACACUCGCUCUCAACUUCUAUUCUCCUACACAAUUUCUCACUCGGACCUCCUUGCCCGGAAAAUGAUUCACGAGUUCUUUGCAUCUCGUAGAGAUGACGGGCUAUUGGAAACGCACUUUCCAAAUUCUAGCCGCUCCAUGAACAUACCUCAGUUCUCUUUUUACUGGUUAUCUAUGAUUCAUGAUCAUUCAUCACACUUCCAAGAUAUCACAUUCAUCAAAAAGUAUUUGGGCACUAUUGAUGGAAUUUUGGAUCAUUUCAGUGAUCGUGUGAAUGAGCUCGGCCUUGUGGGACAAUUUCUUGAAGAAGGUACGUGGGCCUUCGUUGAUUGGGUGAAAGAGUGGUUUACUCCAGGACGAGGAUUUUCUAGUCUAGGAGUUCCCAAAGCAUACUUUGACAAAGGAGCUGCAACUAUCAACAGCUUAGUUUAUGCAAUGGCUUUGAGGUCCACUACAGUUUUGUCCGAAGCCGUUGGCAGGAAGGCCACUGCAAGUGAAUACCUUGAUAGAGCUAGUGCUAUCAUUCGGUCUGUCAAUAAAAAUUGCUAUGAUAGCAACAAGAAUUUCGCAGUACUUGCCGGUGCUAUAAGUGGAGAUUCAUCCAAAGAUCUAAUGAGAAAGACUAUUCACGAAAGAGAACCAUUGAGGCUUUCAAAUGCAUUAUUCGCAAUGUCCUUCUAUAUGUUCCGAGCUGUUGCUAAAGCUGGAAUUUAUGAAGAAGUUUGGGAGGAGUUACUAGGCCCAUGGAAGAAGAUGCUUGACCAGAAUUUGACCACUUGGGCAGAGAGUGAAAGUAUGGUUAGAAGUGAUUGCCACGGAUGGAUUGCAACUCCAAUGUAUGAGAUUGUGAGGGAAAUUGGUGGCAUUCAAUAUCCAACCACAGAAGAUAGCGAAGGAUGUCUAACAACGAUUAUUAAACCUAGAUGUGAUUUAGUAAAGCAUAUGAAAGGGAAAUUUGUGGUUACGGGAGGUAAAAGCGUAGAAGUUUCCUGGGACGACUCUGGAAUGGUUAAGGUUCUCAGCUCUAGUGAUAUGCGGGUUUCAAAUGGUACUAAAGGGAAUCACUCACGAUACCAAACUUUUAGAAGGCGUGGAGCAGUCUUUUAA